AUAAACGUAAAGUGAACGCCUCCAUUCUCUUUUUCCCCUUAAAAAAAGCUCACUUAUCCUUCAAAAAUCACUUCUUUUGAUUAACAAAAUCAAGAAUUGCCAUGAAAGACAGAGGCAAAGCUGCAGUUAUAGAAACCAUUUAUGGUGAAAACAACAAAAAUUCAGAUUUCAAUUACUCUGUUUCAUCAGAUAUCCCCUGUUUGAAACACCCAAAUUCAUUCCCUAUUGGGAUUUGUUCUUUUUGUCUCAAAGAAAAAUUGGUCAAUCUAAUUUGUUCUAAUCAGUUCUUGUCUGAUGAAACUGAAAGAAACUCUUCUUCUUCUUGUUCUGUUGAAGUUGGUAGUGUUGGGAGGAUUUCAUUUUUGCUAGAAAAUGAAAAACAGAGCAAAACAGAGCAAGUAAUCUUGCUGAGGAGCAGCAGCAACAGUGUUGAAAUCAAGAAGAAUCGUAACGGUUUUUGGAAAAUCAAGAGAUUUUUCAAGAAGAAUAGAGAAAAGGGUGAUGAAAAAAGUGAAAUUUCAGGACCCAUAGAAGGAGUUGUUUCAAGAUCAAGAUCACUCUGUAGUUUCAGAGGUGGUGGGGGUGGUGAUGAUGGUAGCAGUGAUUACAGAUUUUCAAGUGCAAAAAUCUCUGAUGUUACUGGUGGUUUGUUAUUUGAUGAUUUCAAGAAUCUAAAGAAAAAAUGUUGCUCGGACUCUCCAAAUUUGUUGCCUGUCCUUCAAAAACGAACUAUGUUUAGAGGAUCCGAUGCAUUUUUAAAGAGUCCGAGCAACAAAACAACUACUACUACUAUCAUGGAUGAUGAUGAUGAAGGUUUUAUAGAUUUGAAACUUGAUUUAUUAUCGGAGCCAAAAUUAGAACUUUUUUCAGAAUCUACAAAUUCAAUGGGGAAUUUAAGAGGUGGAUCUUGUAGAAUGAAUGAAUAUGACAGACGGAUGAAAAAAGGUAACAAUGGAAAAGGAAACAGAGUAUGGAAAUGGAUUUUCAAGAAAAGUAAAAGGGAUGAAAUUAAUAGUAAUUUGAUUAUUAAGUCUUAAUAAUUUUUUUAGAUUUGGUUACUUUUGUUGUAGUAAGCAAAGUAAAUAUACAAACUUUACCUUUAA
Molecule: messenger RNA, 1103 nt
Organism: Solanum dulcamara
Lineage: Eukaryota; Viridiplantae; Streptophyta; Magnoliopsida; Solanales; Solanaceae
Exons: 1
Coding region: 102-1037 (311 amino acids)
Source: RefSeq, a predicted model, not a curated record